Molecule: messenger RNA, 1200 nt
Organism: Olea europaea var. sylvestris
Lineage: Eukaryota; Viridiplantae; Streptophyta; Magnoliopsida; Lamiales; Oleaceae
Product: expansin-A7-like
Exons: 3
Coding region: 372-1157 (261 amino acids)
Biological process (GO): plant-type cell wall organization
Cellular component (GO): extracellular region
Source: RefSeq, a predicted model, not a curated record
AUGAAUUCUUAUUAUUUAUUAAUAGUAGACUCCAUUCAUUGCAUUAUUCAUUGUUAAAUACCGUACCAAAAGAAGGGAAAAAAAUACCAUGGCUUACCAAGUGAGCUGCCAGCACGUUUUCAUAAAUUAUAGGAUUUAACAAACAUUUUUUUUCACCAAGUGUUACAAGAUAAAGUCAGACAUACACAAAUAUUGCUUAUAAUUAAAAAUUCCUAUGUUGACUUGAGAUGCCCCAAGUUCGUGAGGGUCACGUAGACACUAUGACAUAUUCUAAAGCCUUAAACUAUAUAAAGCUUAUCAUUUUCAACUCCAAUAGGCAUUAAAUUUUGUACAGUUUUUAACGACUCUUGGAACAGUUUACGACAACAGCCAUGGCAGCUCUUCAUUCAUGGUGCUUUAUCUUCUUCUUGGUAAUAGCAGUAGUAGGCAAAGCAACUGCGGCGUAUUAUGUGCCCGUAUUUCGUCCUACCGCAUGGAAACUCGCCUAUGCCACGUUUUAUGGUGACGAAACUGCUGCCGAGACAAUGGGUGGAGCAUGCGGGUAUGGAAAUUUGUUCAACAGUGGUUAUGGUACCGCCACGGCCGCAUUGAGCUCUGUACUAUUCAACAAUGGGUAUGGAUGCGGUCAAUGCUUCCAGAUAAGGUGUGCUAAGUCGCAGUGGUGCUAUAGAGGCUCACCAAGCACCACCAUCACCGCCACAAACCUCUGCCCUCCCAACUGGGCUAAGGACUCGAAUAACGGUGGCUGGUGCAACCCGCCUCGGACACAUUUCGACAUGUCUAAGCCCGCAUUCAUGAAAAUUGCACAGUGGAAGGCCGGUAUUGUACCUAUCGUGUUCCGCAGAGUGCCAUGUGUUAGGAAAGGCGGCCUUCGAUUCACCUUCCAAGGAAACGGCUACUGGCUGCUCGUGUAUGUGAUGAACGUCGCCGGAGGUGGCGAUAUCACCCAAAUGUGGGUUAAGGGAAGCAAGACAGGGUGGAUAAGCAUGAGCCACAACUGGGGGGCUUCAUAUCAAGCAUUUGCAACUCUUGGAGGCCAAGCCCUUUCUUUCAAGAUAACUUCAUACACAUCCCAUGAAACUAUUAUUGCAUGGAAUGUUGCCCCCUCAAAUUGGCAAGUGGGAUUGACUUAUAGUAGUAAUGUCAACUUCCAUUGAGAUAUAUGCAUGUAAUGCACGAAUAUAAUUUCCUUUCUUUUUC